Soboliphyme baturini is the source of this 543-nucleotide messenger RNA. Lineage: Eukaryota; Metazoa; Nematoda; Enoplea; Dioctophymatida; Soboliphymatidae. The record is from the annotation of a GenBank genome assembly.
AUGGGAUGGUGCGAUUGCACAGGAUUUGUUCGAGCCGUCGAACUGCACAGCGGCGAUGUGCUGGAAUCGACAGCGGUAGGUCGGGCCGUCUUUGUGCCUUGGAGGUGGCUAUGCCGAGGAGAAGAUUCUGAGGACGGACGUAUCUUUGAGGUGGCAGCAUUCUGCCCACGUCCUCACAUCGUCCGUCCAGACGACGAUCUUUGUUUUGUGUAUUCAAGCAUGGAGAUGACCGCAGAAGGCCCCCUUGAACGCUCUCCGUUCGGCCGUAAUCGCGCCAUGUCACUGAUAGAAAGCGAUUCGUCGGAAUUGUUCAGCGAUGAGCAGGCGAUCAAGAAUUUCACCUAUCUGCCAAAAGACUUCCACUUCGAGUUACCCGCCGAUUCGGCCUUUUUUUACAACGACGGAAGCGAGCGCCCAGCCACCAUGCGUGCGAUUCCUGUUUAUCCGGACCAGGAUUCGAGUUCUGCAGCGAUUCUACAGCUCUACUCGCUCUGGCAAAUUCUGGUCCCAAAUUCGGCCACCCGCAAUUUCGAAAAUCGCUGA